Messenger RNA from Xiphophorus couchianus (Monterrey platyfish), 1599 nucleotides. RefSeq lists its product as uncharacterized. The record is from RefSeq and is a predicted model, not a curated record. NCBI's taxonomy places the organism in Eukaryota, Metazoa, Chordata, Actinopteri, Cyprinodontiformes, Poeciliidae. The transcript is spliced from 2 exons. Bases 442 to 1599 code for a protein of 385 amino acids.
CACCUGUUCACAGCUGGUAAUAGGCACCAGCACCUCUCCUGAUCCCGAUGGCAUAAGGGUGUAAGAAGAUGGAUGGAUGGAUGGAUGGAUGGAUGGAUGGAGUGUAAAGCGUGAAAGUGCUCAGUGGUUCUUUACGGUGAUGUUGAGCUGAACUCUUAAUGCUGAACUGGUUCACCAGCCCUGAUAAAAGCUUACAGCCUCGGCUAAAUUCAUGGAAUAAUGAUUUAACAUUCUUUGACCUGCAGUUGGUUAAAAUGCAGGACUGCAGCAAUCUGCAUUAUCUCUGCAUUAUCAGCUAAUAAAAAGUUCAACCGCAGUUUGCAUAAACUCUAAAGGCACAAAACAUUUCCAGAUUUUCUGUGGUCAAAAGCUCCAAAUUUUAGACUGGAAGUAAAAAUUGUGAAAAUUUGUCCAGUUUGUGUUUGAAUAGAAGAGAAAGUGAUGAUGGAGAGGAUGAUGAAGAUGAUAAUGCUCAGGAGGUUCAGGCUGGUCCUGGAUCAGAGUUUUAAUGUUCAACCUGCUGCGGGUCUGACUGCAGCCAUAAAAAUUCCCACCAUUUCUCUGCUCCUUAAACACAUCAGUCCUCCAGAUGUCUGUCCCAGGUUCUGUGUCCAAGUUGGACACCAGGCUGUUAGAGAAACAGGCUUCAUACUACUCUGGAUUCUUCUUCUCCCUCUGGACCCUCUGGACCCCAUGGUCCCUAUGAACGCUGUGGUCUCUCUGGACCCUCUGGUUGGUCUGAUCUGUCUGGUCCCUCUGGUUCCCCUGGACCCUAUGGUCCCUUUGGACGCUGUGGUCCCUCUGGACCCUCUGGUUGGUCUGAUCUGUCUGGUCCCUCUGGUUCCCCUGGUCCCUCUGGACCCCAUGGUCCCUUUGGACGCUGUGGUCCCUCUGGACCACAUGGUCCCUAUGAUCCCUCUGGAUCCUCUGGUCCCUCUGGAUCCCAUGGUCCCUAUGAAUGUUGUGGUCCCUUUGGACCCUCUGGUUGGUCUGAUCUGUCUGGUCCCUCUGGUCCCUUUGGACUUCAUGGUCCUGAUGGAUGCCAUGGUCCCUAUGAACGCUGUGGUCCCUUUGGACCCCAGGGUCCCUCUGGACCACAUGGUCCCUAUGAUCCCUCUGGAUCCUCUGGUCCCUCUGGAUCCCAUGGUCCCUAUGAAUGCUGUGGUCCCUUUGGACCCUCUGGUUGGUCUGAUCUGUCUGGUCCCUCUGGUCCCUUUGGACUUCAUGGUCCUGAUGGAUGCCAUGGUCCCUAUGAACGCUGUGGUCCCUUUGGACCCCAGGGUCCCUUUGGAUCCCAUGGUCCCUUUGGACUCUGUGGUUCCUCUGGACCCUCUGGUUGGUCUGAUUUGUCUGGACCCUCUGGACGUCAUGGUCCCUAUGUACGCUGUGGUCCCUUUGGACCCCAGGGUCCCUCUGGACCACAUGGUCCCUAUGAUCCCUCUGGAUCCUCUGGUCCCUUUGGAUCCCAUGGUCCCUUUGGAUCCCAUGGUCCCUUUGGAGCCCAUGGUCCCUUUGGACUCUGUGGUUCCUCUGGACCCUCUGGUUGGUCUGAUCUGUCUGGACCCUUUGGUCCUCAUGGACGUCAUGGUCCCUAUGUAA